AUGACGAAGACCAAGUGUCCGCACUACGGACGGCGCUGCUUCGUGCUGGCGGAAUGCUGCGACAACUGGGUCGGCUGUCGACUCUGCCACGACCAGCAGCUUGGCAGCCACCACUUGAUCGACCGAUUUGCCAUCGAAUGGAUGCGCUGCAACGUCUGUCAGACCGAACAGCCGUGCGCCCAGGUGUGCGUCGUCUGUUGCACGACAAUGGCUGCUUACUUUUGCCCCGUCUGCCACUUGUUUGACGACAAAGGGCGAGAGAAGCAGAUCUUCCACUGCAGCCAAUGCGGCAUCUGUCGAGUGGGCGGACGCGAGAACUAUUACCAUUGUGUCACGUGCUGUGGCUGUUACCCGCACUCGAUCCGGACCAAACACCGAUGUGUGGAAGCAUCGAUGCAUCACGAUUGCCCCAUUUGUCUUGAAGUCACGUUCGACUCGCUCGAAACUGUAAACGUGCUGCCGUGUGGCCACGUCCUGCACUCGAAGUGCUAUGACCGAUACGUCAAGCACGGCAAUACUGCGUGUCCAACUUGCCGGGCAAGAAUGCGAGGCGGGGCUGGAAACAACCGACAGCCGGACAACGGGAUCUACAGAUGGUGA
Messenger RNA from Peronospora matthiolae, 600 nucleotides. Lineage: Eukaryota; Oomycota; Peronosporomycetes; Peronosporales; Peronosporaceae. The record is from the annotation of a GenBank genome assembly.